Eptesicus fuscus (big brown bat) is the source of this 1139-nucleotide messenger RNA. RefSeq names its product mastin-like. Gene Ontology annotation, biological process: proteolysis. The transcript has 5 exons. Lineage: Eukaryota; Metazoa; Chordata; Mammalia; Chiroptera; Vespertilionidae. Gene Ontology annotation, molecular function: serine-type endopeptidase activity. The record is from RefSeq and is a predicted model, not a curated record. The coding region runs from base 1 to 846 and encodes 281 amino acids.
AUGCUGUGGCUGCUGCUCCUGAGCCUCCCAGGCCUGGGGUUCUCCGUGCCCUUGUUCCCAGAACCCGGCUCAGGGAGGCAGCGGGGUGGCACCGUGGGGGCGCACAAUGCCCCCGCUGGGAGAUGGCCUUGGCUGGUCAGCGUCCGACGGUACAAUAAGGAGCUGGAGCUGUGGCAGCACCUGUGUGGGGGCUCCCUCAUCCACCACCAGUGGGUGCUGACCGCAGCCCACUGCACCCAGCGGGAGGACGUGGAGGCUUAUGGCCUCAGGGUUCAAGUUGGGCAGCUGAGACUCUAUGACCGUGACACACUGACCAAUGUGACUAAGAUCGUCCGCCACCCCAAGUUCAACCAGAGCCUGUCUGCAGAGGGGGGCGCGGACGUCGCCCUGCUGAAACUGGAGGCCCCUGUGGCACUCUCGGAGCACCUCAGCCUGGUCCCCCUCCCACCUGCCUGGCUGAAGGUCCCUGAGAGGAAGAUGUGCUGGGUGAGCGGCUGGGGUGACAGCAGCCUCGGAGCUCUGCUGCCCUGGCCCUACCAGCUGCAGGAGGUGAUGGUUCCCAUUGUGGGGAACAGGGUCUGUAACCAGUGCUACCAGAACUCUUCCAACAACACUGGCCAGAUCAUCAAGGAGGACAUGCUGUGUGCUGGGAGUGAGGGCCAGGACUCCUGCCAGGGUGACUCUGGGGGUCCUCUGGUGUGCAGCUGGAAAUGCACCUGGGUCCAGGUAGGGAUUGUGAGCUGGGGAUACAUCUGUGGUCAUUGCGACUUCCCUGGGGUGUAUGCCCGGGUGACGAGCUACAUUUCUUGGAUCCGGAAGUAUGUUCCUCCGCCCCCUGGAUCCUAGAAGAGGCCAGGCAGGGUUCCCAUGAUGGGGGACCCUCCAUCUUCCUUGUUGACACCCCUGCUGCUUUCCCAAUUCCAGCCUCUUCCUCCCAACCUCCUCACCCUUCGUCUCACCCUCCUGCCCUCUGGGUCCCCCACCUUUCCUGACUUUAGGGUGGCAGACACAGGAAGAUGCUCCAAAGGCUGGUGCCUCUCACAGGAGGGUGGUCCAGGAUAAGGGGUCUGUGCCCAUGGCCUCCUGCUCACCCUCUGAUUCCUAAACUUGGAAAAGCCAGCUCCAAACCGUGGCUUGAG